AUGUUAUCGUCAAGGGCUGCUGCAUUCACCGGUAGAAGAUUAGCUUCCACACUUCCUCCUGUCCCUCGCAAGAAGUCUCACGGAGUGCGUAGGCUGCUGGCAAAGGCAGUUGUUGCGACGUCAUUGUUCUACGCGGGGGGAUUAACGCUAUCCGCUUACAAUGACAAAGCGAACGAGCUGUUUGUCGAGCAUGUGCCUUUUGGCGAAGAGCUCGUAGAGCGGUGGGAAGAUUGGACUUCUCUGCGGCGGCCUGGACGCCGUAUGAUCGAUGCGAGAAGGGUUGAUGAGAUAAGCCGGGAUUUCCGUGCUGCGGCGACGCCCGAGGCGACACCGGUGGUGGUGCGGCCACUAGUGCAGCUUCAGCUGCCAGAGCUGCAAAUGCAGGGAUCUUCGCCAGUGCUGGAGGCAUUGGUUAAUAAUGUGAACGAUGUGGUUGUUGCACUUAAUGCACGGGCGCUGGAGCUACCGGAGGAUACCGCUUCUGCGCUCAGCAGCGUUUACGGUGAAAUUGUGCACAGCAUCCAAGCUUUAAACGCAUCUUUGGACCAAGAGUUUGCGACUGAGGUCGAAAGCCGGACGGGCAAGGCCAUCAGCUCGGUUCAGGAGCAACUGGAGGUGGAAUACAAGCAACGGGAGCUGGCGCUGGCGGAGCAGUACAUCCAGAACUUCGAGGUUUUCAAGAGUCAGUUGCAGAAAGCGACGGCGGAGCAGCUAGAGACCGAACUGAAAGCACACGAACAGGCACUACUUGCCAGGCACCGCAACGAAGUGGCCCAGCUGUCUAUCCGCCAGGUGGAGGAGUUCAACAAGAUUAUCGAGAAAAAGCUGGACCAGGAACGCAAUGGCCGUCUUGCCAAGCUCUCCGAGCUGAACAGCGCUGUUGAGUCGCUCGCGCCUGUGCUGGACAGAUUGGAGCUCCGCGCUGUCAAAAAUGAGUGCGUCACGCAGCUUUCGACGCUCAUCUCCGAUAUACAAGGCAAACUUUCUCGUGGGGGAGACGAGCCGCUUGAUCUAUCCUCCGACCUCCAGCGGCUCACUCUCUUGGCAGACAUUCUGCCACGCCCCAAGCGGUGCUGUUCCGAAGGCCCUGCUCUGCUAGAUGUCGCAAUGGCCGAACUCCAGGCCAAGGCUCAAGCGCCUGUCGCCUCGAACGAGCAAUUGUACAACCGCUGGCAGCUGCUCCAGCCUGAGCUCAAGACUACGUCCCUGCUGCCUCCGAAUGCCGGGUUCUUGGGCCAUCUUACCGCAAAACUCUUCUCCAUGCUGCUGUUCACGAAAGAGGGCUUUUCGACAACCCAAGACAUGGAUGCUGUUACUGCACGCAUCGCAGAAAACUUGCGUCUCAACAAGCUAGACUGCGCUCUAGAGGAGGCUGUUAACAUGAAGGGUUGGUCGCGGAAGUCCGCUGAUGCAUGGGUUGAUCUCGCGAGACGGAGGCUCGAGGUACUAACGCUGCUUGAUGUCAUUGAAGCGGAGGUGAAGACCUUGUAA
Eremothecium gossypii ATCC 10895 is the source of this 1491-nucleotide messenger RNA. It is a transcript of the gene MIC60, whose product is annotated as Mic60p. Gene Ontology annotation, cellular component: MICOS complex. NCBI's taxonomy places the organism in Eukaryota, Fungi, Ascomycota, Saccharomycetes, Saccharomycetales, Saccharomycetaceae. The transcript has a single exon. The coding region runs from base 1 to 1491 and encodes 496 amino acids. Gene Ontology annotation, biological process: cristae formation. The record is from RefSeq and is marked provisional.